GCGUUGAUCCGAGCAAAAAAGUCGAGUGAAAAAAGCAAUAAUUUUAAUCUUUGUGAUUUUGUUGGUUUUGUGCUGCUUCCUGCUUCCCGUCCUAUUUUCUUUGCAUCGUCGUCGGGGAGCGGAGGGGUUUCGCUCUGUCUCGCUUGCACUCACUGUGCUCAACGUUGUAUACCAUCGACAAGCGGAACGGGCCGAUACCUGAGUGAACAACAACACACGAGAAGAAGGCUAACAAACACCCCGCAAGUAACGAUACUUAUAGGAUAAAUGAGUCUUUGUAAAUAAACAAACACAUACGUGUGUUGCCCAAUGACUGCUUGUAUAUAUAGUGAUAAUGUGAGACUCAACAUUUAGAAAGGAAAGAAAUUUUAGGUCUGCCAAUUGCAACAGAACAACAAAUCCAAGAAAGCACUUAGGAUUCCGUCGUUUCCAUUCACUUCGAUUAAAUCUACUUUCUUUGCUAACUGCAACAGUUUAUCGUGCUACAUGCCAGUUUGUCGACGAAUGUCUCGUUUGCGGUAGAACUUUGUCGUAUAUCUCCCAUUCCCGGAAACGGUUGCUUAUGUACUAAUGAGACCUGCUUGAAGUGGUGCAGCGAGUACCUUGUAUCUGGGCGAUACUGUUGAUCCGCCGGACCAGCGGAGUUCAACCUCAAUAAAUGUCGCAAUACGUUCUGUAGUAGCCAUUUCAUCUUUGGCUGAAUAGAUUGACCUCUCCGAACAAAAAAUAGUGUGCAUUAGAUUGACACCAUGCUGUACGUUUUUCACGUCGAUACCGGGCGGAUGCUCAACUUUGAAAUGAGCAAAGCUUUGGAAAACGUGCGCUCAUUGAAGGAAACGAUAGAUCGGCACUACGGCAUCCAAUGGGACACUAUAGUUCUUCUGGUUAGUGGUGGUGAAAUGCUGCUCGACAACAAUCGCGUCUGUAAUUACACGGCCGGCACGGAUACCAAUCCGAUUUACAUGUUCAGCAACUGCACAACGGAGGACAAAAACCAACCUCCGAGGCCUAGCAUAGAGACUGACAACGACUUAAAGGCUCAGGUGGACAAAUGCCUGGAGCUGCCAGCCACCUAUGGCACGGUUGUGACAAGAGCCGCAUUAGCUCAAAAGAUCUACGAAAUGGCCAAAGAGGAGGCUAAAACAUGCAAAACAUUAGUCCAUGAGCAACACCUACAACAGCAGGGCUGGGCAGCCGUCGUUGCUAAUAUGGAAGACGUGGUGAACGAGUUUCAGGAAAGGGUCGCCGAUUUCUAUCGGCAGUACGAAGAGCAUCGACAGCGAUACAAGGAUCACGAAGGCAUCCUUUCCUCAUUCGAUAAAGAUCUAAAGCAGCUGUCGGAAAUCCCAAUUCUGGCCAGUUUAAUGGAUAAUGCGGAAUCGCGGCCCUCUGGGGAUUUCGAUGAAAUGUACGCCGAUGCCUGCAAUACUGUCAAUAGUACAUCAUCCGGUAGUGCCAAAAUAAGUGGCAACCAGUCAACAAGUGCCGAAAGCGGAUGCAUUGAUGAUCCAGAGGCUUGCUCAACCAAGGGAAGUGCCGCGGAAAAGCUGGAUCAGGCCGAUACUGUCGCGUCUUCUAAAGAGGUGACGUUAUCUGAAAGUGAAAAGAAAAUUGGAACUUCUUUGUUAGAUUGGAUUUCGGCCGACAAGGGCCAAAGUGCACUAAAGCGUAUGGCUACUGUAUGUCUCCGUGGGCUGGAGCUGUUUGAAAACACCGCCAUGCAAAAUCUAAAGGAUACCGUUGAUAGAUCUGUAGAACAGUCACACAGGGAAGACCUGAAAGAGAUUAAAGGUCUAGAGCAGCGGCUGUAUGAUUUGGAGCGCAAAAUGUUCGAAGCCAAUAAGCUGGUCCAAGAUCAGAAUGAGCUUGCACAAUCGUUCCAGCAGAAUCAAAACCGAGCGAGCACACUUGGAGAUACUUCGAUUCUACCGGACCUCUGCGCGUCACACCGGAGCCAACUGGUGGUAAUGCUGAACAAUCAAAAGAGCUUGCAUGAGAUUCGGCGACAGUGCACCCGAUCGAAAGAUGAGUUGGGCAGAAAUUUAUGUCUCCGGCUUAAGUAUUUCAUAAUACCCGUGGAGACUAAAGUGUCCGAAAUAGACAAUAAUUUGUUAUUCUAUCACACCUCUCUGAAACGUCUUCAGAAACAUUUGGAAAUAAUUGAGCAGAUUCACAUGGCGCCCAGCAUGUACGUUAUUGCAGUAACAGAAGUUGUCCGUCGAAGAAUGUUUUCCAAUUCUUUCCUACGAUGGGCUUCCGAUUUAGCCUGCCGCCUAAUGACAAUAUACAACGAAGAAGUCACGCGGCGGCAUGAGUUUGCAUCGCAGUUCGAGGGCCAUUUUCUAAGUACGCUUUUUCCCGGGAUGGACGACAUGCCACCAACCUACGCAACGCUGGCGCCCGCAACUUUCGAUUCUAGUCUACCAGCCUUGAAUAAGCAUGAUCUACAAGAGCUCUCCAGAUAUCUGCCCGAUCUGACCGAGAAGAUCCAACUACCGAAUAUAGAUUCUGUGAUAGAUUUUUUUUCAUCUAGAUCGGUAGAUCAAAGUAAGUGCAGCGGGCUGCAAGAGUUCCGAGCGGAAAUAAGUGCUUCGGGAAGAUCGGGCAAAGAUGAGAAAUCUACAGAUUCAAUAAACAAUGCACAACUGCAAACAAAAGAGGGCUGCGAGUCAGAAACUGACACCGAAGAGUUCGAAAAGGUGGGACAAAGCCCGAGUGAUCGGCGUAGAAAAUUACGUUCAAAGGUGGAAACGUGCAGCUUGGCCACAUCGACUGAACAAGUGCUGCAUAGCAGCGCAGGAACACUAACAGAGGAAAAUCUUGGCACUACGCGUCUGGAGGUUGAGAACCUUAAAUCUAUCCUGCGAAAUGUAUAUCAGCUUUCGCAGGCUUCGAUCUCAUUUUUGAGGCAGCAAUUGGCAACCCUUAAAUCGGAAAAUGUUGCCCGCCAAGCCGAUUUUCGCAGUAAACUUGAGGCAAUCAACAAGUGUUGGGCUGAUCUUCAGGAAGAAACCCGUAAUCGCGAACGGGAAACGAUACAACGGCUUACCGUGGAUCAUGAACUAGAGAUGAAUGACCUGCGAAAGAGCAUCCACCAGAAGGAUGAUGAGAUCCAAUCCCUACGGUCGGAUAACGCCAUGAUGAAGGCGAGCCACAUUGAAACGGUGUCCAAGUAUGAAAGUGAAAAGAAAGAACUAAACGAUAAAAUUGAUGAAAUAAAGCAGGUGGUUAGCAAACUCGAAAAGCAGUUAGCCGAUGUCGAUGUAGACAGAAAGAAGGCAAUUAAAGAGGCUGUGGAGCAACUGGAGCACAAGCAGAAAACGGAAAUAGAAUCGUUGCGAUGUAGAUACAAGCUAAUGACAAGUAUGGACAGAUCUCCAUCUGAUACAAGCUUGGAAAAAAUCGAAAAGCCAGAUAUGAUCGACAUUGCCUGUCACGAGCAAUUGCUGUCGCAGGCCAGAGAAGAUUUCAACCGCGAGAAGGAACGUGCAAUCAAAGCAGCAAUAGAAGUCGAACGACAACGAUGGGAGUCUGCACAGACACUAAGACCAAUGGCUAGUUCACCAGGAACGCCUUCAGGAAGUUCUGAAAUUUAUAGAAAAAUCCUAGAAGAAAAGGAACGGCAGUUGGAUGAACAGAGAGACAAGGAAAAAUAUUUAUUAAAAGAAAACCAAUGGUUUAAGGAGAAAAUUCAAACGUUGACGGACCCAGAGCUGUGCUCUAAUCAAACAAUGUUCAAAGAACGAAUCGAAGUUUUAGAGGAAGAAAAACAACAGUUGACUAACGAACUCGAGAAGUUACACAACAAAUCAACCAGCAGCGUGUCCAUCCAGAAUUGUGCUAAAGGUGAUCUUGUGAUGUUUGUCUAUAAUGCCACAUACGAUCAAUACACCAUUGUUCAGAAUGCCCCGGUGCUGUAUUUCCUCCAUGCUGAUAGUUAUGCGGCCUUUAACCUUUCGCAAUUAGUUUCGGGUGUAACGCCAAAAGUUAUCAAUUGCUUAGGCACAGUGACCGACAAGGAAUAUUGCCAUGCACGUAAAGACGAGAACCGAUAUAAGGUGUCUCGGGGCACGCGGUUUUAUAGGGUGAAAGUCAAACCAGUUCCAAGCAGUAGUGGAAGUGGAACAAGUACCAGUAGUAGUACAUCGAAGAGUGUGGAUCCAGAUAAAUACUCCCAGAAAAAAGAAAGAAGUAAAAUGUCUGAACUGAGUCGCUCUUCGUCAACGAUAACCGAUCAGAGCGUAACGGCUGGUACCCCGGGACUUCUGAUCGAUUCGUUCGCACAAACGGAACAGAUUAUCUCCCCUUUGAUGGAAGAUUCAGCGAUCAAGAGCAGCACUAGCCGGGAUAUGAUCGACUCUGGUGUAGUAGAGCAGCAGAAAAGCACCUACAAGGAACGAAACAUCAGCGUCACGGACGACGAGGAUCUGGUAUACAGUGCGAGCGGUAGUGUGGACGAAGCAGAUCAACAGCAGCAGCUGCUCCGUUAUGAAAGUGUCUGUGAAGAAGAUCAGGACAGCUCAUCAGAACCGCCACAGCACGAUAGCAACAAUAGUAAUACAACGGCCGCCCAAUACACCAAUCAAUGCCCAACUAUUACCGAGGCAUCCGACGAAGUGGAUGGUUUUUUGCUGAAUACCAGCACCGGGAGUAUCGUAGUAGAUAUCCCCAUCACCGCGGCCGGUACCCUCGGAUCGACAGAAGGCAUCAAUGCAGCGAUGGCCAUGCUAACGGUAGCUUCUGGCAGUGAUCCCUUGUCGGACGAUGUGAGCGACUCGGCUGAUUCGGAGUAUCGUUCGCUGGAGACCAAGGACGACGAUAGUGAUCUGCUCAACUAAUGCACUGACAAUGUGUUCUAUGUGUAUGCGCUUUACCAGAGGAAGGGUCAAUUUUACAAAGGAUUAGUUUGUGCGAGUUCAAGUUUAUUUUAUGCCUUACUUUCAAUACAUUGAACUACAUCAUAAUUGUGCUUGUUGAUAAUCAUAUGAAGCGUUCUAGUACUAAUUAAUACAUGACGGUGAAUAACUCCGAUUCGACUGGAAAAUGAAUAUUAUGAAAUAUUAUCUUUAGUUACAAUUUUAAUUUAUUGUGUAAUCGAUUCAUAACCAGUACUAUCGAAAUGAUUAAAACUUCAUUAUAUAGUUACAAUUAAAAAAAA
Messenger RNA from Armigeres subalbatus, 5158 nucleotides. RefSeq names its product RB1-inducible coiled-coil protein 1 (gene Atg17). The record is from RefSeq and is a predicted model, not a curated record. Gene Ontology annotation, molecular function: protein kinase binding; molecular adaptor activity. Gene Ontology annotation, cellular component: phagophore assembly site membrane; Atg1/ULK1 kinase complex. The transcript is spliced from 14 exons. Lineage: Eukaryota; Metazoa; Arthropoda; Insecta; Diptera; Culicidae. The coding region runs from base 750 to 4838 and encodes 1362 amino acids. Gene Ontology annotation, biological process: piecemeal microautophagy of the nucleus; autophagy of mitochondrion; reticulophagy.